Pungitius pungitius (ninespine stickleback) is the source of this 1605-nucleotide messenger RNA. It is a transcript of the gene ckmt2a, whose product is annotated as creatine kinase, mitochondrial 2a (sarcomeric). Lineage: Eukaryota; Metazoa; Chordata; Actinopteri; Perciformes; Gasterosteidae. Gene Ontology annotation, biological process: phosphocreatine biosynthetic process. Gene Ontology annotation, cellular component: mitochondrion. The transcript has 10 exons. The record is from RefSeq and is a predicted model, not a curated record. Gene Ontology annotation, molecular function: creatine kinase activity. The coding region runs from base 148 to 1401 and encodes 417 amino acids.
CCUAUGAUUGGCUCCCGGUUCUUAAUCCCACCUGAGGGGGCGGAGCUCCCUGGAAGAGGAGAGUGAAAAGCUCUUUAGCAAGAGACCUUGAGCAGGAAGGCAGAGCAGCUUCUCUUCAGCUCAUUUUGCAACCAAAGAACCGCAAAGAUGGCGAGCUCCUUCACGCGCUUGAUCUCCGGACGCAACGCGGCCGUCCUAUUGGCCAGCCUGGGCGCGGGAACCAUGGCAACCGGCUUCCUGCUGAACGAAAGCGGCCCGCUGGCCGCUGAGGGGAGAACGAAGCUCUAUCCGCCCAGCUCCGACUUCCCCGACCUGAGGAAACACAACAACUGCAUGGCGACGGCUCUGACCCCGGCCAUCUACGCCAAACUGAGGGACAGGGUCACCCCCAACAACUGGACCCUGGACCAGAGCAUCCAAACCGGAGUGGACAACCCCGGACACCCGUUCAUCAAGACGGUGGGCUGUGUGGCUGGAGACGAGGAGAGCUACGAGGUCUUUGCUGAACUCUUGGACCCAAUCAUCAAAGACCGGCACAACGGCUACGACCCCCGAACCAUGAGACACCCCACUGACCUGGACGCCUCCAAGAUCACCAACGCCGUGUUCGACGAGAACUACGUCCUGUCGUCCCGCGUCCGGACGGGCCGCAGCAUCCGCGGGCUGAGCCUCCCCCCGGCCUGCUCCAGGGCGGAGCGCCGCGAGGUGGAGCGCGUGGUGGUGACGGCCCUGGCCGGCCUGAAGGGAGACCUGGCCGGACGCUACUACAGCCUGGGGGACAUGACGGACAAGGAGCAGCAGCAGCUCAUCGACGACCACUUCCUGUUUGACAAGCCCGUCUCUCCGUUGUUGACAUGUGCCUUUAUGGCCAGAGACUGGCCCGACGCCAGAGGCAUCUGGCACAACAAUGACAAGACCUUCCUGAUCUGGGUGAACGAGGAGGACCACACCAGGGUCAUCUCCAUGGAGAAGGGAGGCAACAUGAAGAGGGUGUUUGAGAGGUUCUGCAGCGGAUUAAAGCAGGUGGAGCACCUGAUCCAGGAGCGAGGCUGGGAGUUCAUGUGGAACAAGCGUCUGGGCUACAUCCUCACGUGUCCCUCCAACCUGGGCACCGGCCUGAGGGCCGGGGUGCACGUGCGCCUGCCGAAGCUCAGCAAGGACCCACGUUUCUCCAAAAUCCUCGACAACCUGCGUCUGCAGAAGAGAGGCACCGGCGGAGUGGACACGGCGGCCACCGGAGACACCUUUGACAUUUCCAACAACGACCGCCUGGGCAAAUCCGAGGUGGAGCUGGUCCAGAUGUUGGUCGAUGGGGUCAACCACCUGAUUGACUGUGAGAAGAAGCUGGAGAGGGGGCAGGACAUUAAGGUCCCAGCUCCCGUCACUCAGUUCAGGAAGUAAAAGCUGGACCCGUCACCGCUGUUGAAAACCUCAGCGUCCCAGAACCUCCAAACCACGUCAGAGAUGGUGGCCUCUUACUGCCUCCCGCACCUCUUUAGGGGGACUUAGUCUUAGACAUGAACUACAGUUAGGGAGGGAAUUCUACCUCAAGUUUAAGGUCUUCGAUGUAACCCUGACUUCAAUAAAGCCAACAGUAUUAAAACA